Molecule: messenger RNA, 2622 nt
Organism: Anthostomella pinea
Lineage: Eukaryota; Fungi; Ascomycota; Sordariomycetes; Xylariales; Xylariaceae
Source: the annotation of a GenBank genome assembly
AUGCAGUGGAAGACUCUCAUCGCGCUGGCGCUGGCUGCACCAACGAACGCGCUCAUCCGCUUCUCCUGCUCGCAGUUGACCAUCGACCGCGUGAAACCCCUCGUCAAAACGGUCUGGCGCCGUCUCCCCAUCUCCACCAGAUCAUCGGUGGUGUACCGAAAGACAUGGCGGCCGAGUCGACGUGCACGACCUGCGCAGUUCACCAAGGACACGUCCAACUACUGGACAGCCGUGCUCUUCUUCCAAGCGCGCAACGGCACCUUCAAGCGGGUGCCGAUCCGACAGAACGUCGGGUUCGACGGGGCCGAGGGCGGCAUGACGGUCUACUAUAUGCAAAACGGCAUAGCCGGCUACCAGCAGGGGUCGAAGGGCACGGCUUCCAAGCCUAGCUUCCGUAUGAUCAUCGGCAAUCCCCUGACCAAGACGGCCGAGGAAGCCAACAGAUACAGGCAGGUGACCUACACCUGUCUCCAAGACAUCAACACCCGGUUCCCGGAGACGAAGAACCUCCCCAACAAGGCAUGUCCGGCCGGCAUCAUGGCGAACAUCCGCUUCCCGACAUGCUGGGACGGCAAGAACCUCGACACGGCGGACCACAUGGCGCACGUGACAUACCCAUCCAACGGCAUCUUCGAGUCGAGAGCGUCCUGCCCGCCGACGCACCCGGUGCCGGUCCCGCAGCUGACGUACGAGACCAUCUGGGACACGCGCGAGUUCAACGACCCGGCCGAGUGGCCCGAGGACGGGACGCAGCCCUUCGUGUGGAGUUUCGGCGAUACGAUUGGCUAUGGCAGCCAUGGCGACUACCUCUUCGGCUGGAAGGGUGACGCGCUUCAGCGGACCAUGGACACGCCAACAGGUGCAGGGGCGCGCGGACCGUCAUCGAGGACAUUGACGGAUGGCUCCAUGCGAUCCCAGGACGACAAGAUGGUGUCCAGUCCAGCGACCUCUCUUGUCUUGCGGGGCGUGGGCGUCAUCCUCCUCCUCGUCGUGGCGAGAUUCAUGUACCGUGGCUACUUGUCGCGGUCGAGGGUGCGGGCCUUGAAAGCCCAAGGCAUCCCCAUGCUGCCUCAUUCUCUGAUCUGGGGUCAUUUGAAGAUCUUUGGUGACUUUCGGGCAGCUCACCCACCCGAUGUCAACAUUUACGUCUUCCACCCAUGGCUUGCCGCCAACAGCAAGAAGUAUUUCCCUGGCCUGGACGGCCUGCCGCCCGUGGUGUACGUCGAUAUGUGGCCUGUCACGGACUCGCUGGCUCUGGUCUUUGAUCCCGUUGCUGGAUCCCAGUUCACCCAGACCCCGAGCCUGCCCAAGCUCCCACUCACCACUGAAUUCCUGGAACCAAUGACGUCGGGCCUUGACCUCGUCAGCGACAACGGAGAUUCCUGGAAGACAUGGCGCUCCAGGUUCAACCCAGGCUUCAGCCAACGAAACUUGACCGCCAUGCUCCCGGAACUCAUCGAGGAAGCCACCGUCUUCAUUAACGGCCUCAAGAAGCUGGCCGGCAGCGGGGACAGCUGGGGCCCGGUCUUCCAGCUCGAGCAGAGGACGACGAACCUAACCUUUGAUGUCAUCGUCAGAGCAUCGCUAGGUAUGCGCCUUCACGAGCAAAGGAGGCAAUCCGAGAGCCCGCUAAAGGCCGCUAUGAGGGACCAAAUUCGUAUCAUGGGAAUGACGGCUAACGCCGCGCGAGCAAUUCCUCUUGGACGAAUGCCUUGGCACAAGGCAGCCAUUUUGCGUAACAACAGGAUCAUGCGAGAAGCCCUGAUGCCCCAUAUCGAGAAGAGAAUCCAGACAGACGCGAACGCCGUGCAGACCAAGACCGUGGUAGAUCUGGCAAUCAAGUAUGUCGACAAGGACGACCCUGCUGCUUCGAGGGAAAAGCCCAAUCCCGAGUUCCUGGACAGACUCGUCGCCAAUCUCAAGGUCUUUCUCUUCGCGGGUCACGAUACCACGGCCUCGACCAUCUGCUUCAUGACGAAGAUGCUCCAGGACCAUCCCGACAGCUUGGCAAAGAUACGAGCCGAGCACGACGCAGUAGUCGGUCCUGACCCCGAAAAGGCCAUUGAGGUCAUCACGGCAUCUCCUCACCUCCUCUACUCGCUCCCUUAUACGCUGGGAGUCAUCAAAGAGACACUGCGGCUUUACCCCCUAGCUGCCACCAUACGCGAAUCCCACCAAGGCCUCUGUUUGACAGGAACGGGAUCGUCGACCCCAUACCCAAUGGAAGGCUUUGGGCUUUGGCUUUCGGCGCCCGGACUCCAGCAGAACCCGGGAUACUGGCCAAGGCCUCUCGAGUUCAUCCCAGAACGCUGGACGGUAGCCGCCGACGACCCGCUCCACGCCGUACCCUUCGCGUGGGCGCCCUUCUCGCUCGGUCCCCGCAACUGCAUUGGGAUGGAGUUGGCUCUUACGGAGCUCAAACUGGUGUCCCUACUAAUGGUCCGAACAUUUGACAUAGAAGAGGCGUGGGAUGAGUGGGACAAGAAGCAAGGCUCUAAGGCUACCCCGUCCCAUAUGGUGGACGGCCAGCGCCUAUAUCAAAUUGGAAACGGCACCGUCCACCCCAAGGACGGCAUGCCUGUGCACGUGAGGCUGAGGAAUCACUCCCCGGUCUUAUCAUGA